This is a messenger RNA of Gloeophyllum trabeum ATCC 11539, 873 nucleotides long. RefSeq lists its product as uncharacterized. The transcript is spliced from 4 exons. The annotation marks the transcript as partial. NCBI's taxonomy places the organism in Eukaryota, Fungi, Basidiomycota, Agaricomycetes, Gloeophyllales, Gloeophyllaceae. The record is from RefSeq and is a predicted model, not a curated record.
UCCUACGCCCCGAACGAAACCCACGCUCAGAUCUACAGCGAGGAGACGUUUCUUCAAGGCGCUCUUCUCGCCUCUGUUGGAUAUGGUGUCGUCCUCACCCUGUACGUUUUCUGCAUGCACCUCCUGGUCACCGGCAUGAACGCUACCAACCGACGCACGAAUGCAUGUUUCAUCGUCUACGUCACCGUCAUGUUCGUCCUCGGGACGCUCUUCCAAGCGUCCAAUUCUCAGUUCACGCAGCUGGCGUACGUGGAGGACCGCGACUUCCCCGGCGGCCCUGCCGUGUAUGAAGAAGCCAUGUUCUACAUACCGGUUGACACAAUGGGCAACGUCGCGUACGUCCUGUCGAACUGGCUGGCGGACGGGCUGCUGAUGUGGCGCUGCAUGGUCAUCUGCCGAGCGAGCUUCAUACCGAUCUGGAUUAUCAUGGCUCUCCCCUGCCUUUUGUACGCGGGCUCCCUGUCCAUGGGCGUUUGCUACCUAGUACAGGUAUCCACGCCGAACUCCUCGGCGUGGGUGACCACGAGCGUGAACUUCACGCUUCCGUACGCGUCGCUCUCGUUCGGGCUCAACAUCAUCAUCACGCUAGUGAUCGUGGUGCGCCUCCUCGUGUCACGCCGCCAGUUGCGAAGGAUCCUCGGCCGCGGCCACGGGACGCACUACACGAGCAUCAUGGCAAUGCUCGUCGAGUCCGCGAUCCUCUACGCCGCGUUCUCAAUAUUCUUCCUCGCGCCAUGGGCGGCCGGGAACGCCCUCGCGAACAUUUGUUUUCAGGCAUCCGGCCAGGUCCAGAUCAUUGCGCCGUUCAUGAUCAUCGCGCGCGUCGCGCUCGGCAAGGCCUGGGGCGCGGACACGUCGACGAAGCUCUUCACG